GCCGGCUAGCAGCAACCAUCGCAGCAGGGACGGGAGACGCUGUUGCUCUUUAUUUCACACAAAAAACAGCUUUUAUCCACAAUGUCUGGAUUUGACAGCAACCCCUUCGCGGGCCCGGUGGACGUAAACCCCUUCCAGGAUGCCUCGGUAACAGAAGCCACCAGCAGAGCAGGGGAAACCAUUGGAGACUUCAACCCGUUCUCUGCAACUGGAACUGGAAUGGGAAACUACUCUGGAACAACCAUCCCCAUCUCUGGUGCUCCCUCCCAACCCGCCGUACUGCAGACUUCUGUGGAGCAGAGUGCAAAGGCGACUGCAGCUGCUGCUCAGGCUGACCUGAUAAAACAGCAGGAGGAGCUGGAAAGGAAGGCAGCUGAACUAGAUCGAAAGGAGCAGGAGUUAAAGAACAGAGAUGCAAGCAGAGUACCAAACUCUGGUGCUAAAGAAAACAACUGGCCGCCUCUGCCAAAGUUCUUCCCUGUGAACCCCUGCUUCUAUCAGGAUUUUGAGGAGGAAAUCCCAGAUGACUUCCGUGGGAUCUGCAAGAGAAUUUACUAUCUCUGGAUGUUCCACAGUGCCACCCUCUUCCUCAAUGUGCUGGCCUGCCUCGCUUACUUCACUGCAGACUCUCAGAACGGUGUUGAUUUUGGCCUGUCCAUCCUCUGGUUCAUCCUCUUCACACCCGUGUCCUUCAUCUGCUGGUACAGGCCCGUCUACAAGGCCUUCAGGUCUGAUAGCUCCUUCAGCUUCUUUUUCUUUUUCUUUGUAUUUUUCUUCCAAGUGGCAGUGUACAUCAUCCAGUCAGUGGGGAUUCCCAAGUGGGGAAACAGUGGAUGGAUUUCAUCAAUCAGUAUGAUCGGCACAAACCUGGCAGUUGCGGUGGUUAUGAUGGUUGUGGCUGGUUUCUUCACCGUAAACGCCGUUCUAGCGAUCAUCCUACUGAAAAUGGUCCAUGCCAAGUACAGAAAUACGGGCGCCAGCUUCACCAAAGCCCAGCAGGAGUUCUCUCAAGGGGUCCUGACCAACCGGACCUUCCAGAACACGGCUGCUAGCGCUGCCAGCUCCGCCGCUCAGGGAGCCUUCGGCAGAAACCAGGGAAAUUAGACUUCUCUCAGGCACUCCCAGGCGCACCAGGCAAGCCGCGCCUCUACGUCCAUCACUGAUCUUAGGGGACUGGGAUUUGAUACUUUUAAAGGAAAAAAGCCAAAUGCAACAAAUGAUAAACUCAGACUAGUGUUGUCCAUAUUCUCUAAUCAUAAUUCAGAAUUUGAAAGUGACUGUAAGAACGUGUUGAACUCAAAUAAGAGGUCAUGUUGGAGGAUGCACUGCUCUGCACGGGAUGGUGGUUAUUGAAUUAUUGAACUACAUUUUUUUUUAAUGUGCAGUUGGUCAAAGUUAAUACUAUAAUAGGUUAUUUUGGAAAAAGAAAUGAAGGAAAGAAAAAAUUGCAAGAUGUUGUUACGGCAUUAUUUCCAUUUUGCUUUAAAUAGGUCAGAUUUAUUCAAAUCCUUUUAUUCAUAAAGACAUUGGCAAUAAGUGUUAAGAUUUUUUAGAUUAUAAAAAAACAAAAAACUUGAAUGGCAGAUGUAAACACUGCCCGAUGAGUCUGGUUUAUAUCAAAAUCAAUACUUGUCACAAAAAUGUUUUCCAAUCACUGGUAAAGUUUCAUGAUGUUCCUAUAUACCGUAUGUCGUUUUUUAGACAUUACAGCUGCAAGAAGUUAAUUAUACUUCAAUACUUGUUGCGCCCUCUGCACAUGAAGUUGGGGUAUAUUUUUGGCAUGACUUUUUUCUGUGACUAACUUUUCUGACUAAACAUUUGGUUUCAUGUGAAGGAGACUUCAGGAGGAGCUAAUGAAGGUGAUGGGAUGAAGGUGUUUGUUCAGUUGGAAAACUGACUUUUGAUGAAGUCAGGUGCAGACGGUAAAUGAAGAGGCGCAAUGUUACAUUUUAAUUUAAUUCAUGUCAAGUUGUGAAGAAAACCUUUCUGCUGUUUCACUGAGGUUUUCUGUGAUCGCAACGAAGAUUUGUGCGUUUGUAAAAUCAUUGACCUUUGACCUUAUAGGAGUUAAGUAUAUUAGUGAGCAGGAAGAACAAAACACUUACACCGCACGCAGGACUUUGAAGUUGUUACUACUUGAUGGGUAUUUGAUGUUUUCAAGCCUUUACAUGUAAAUAAUACUGAAACUGUCUGUCUCAUAUUUAAACAUUGAAUCACUUUGUUGAGACGUAAACUCUGUGCCUUUGAGCAGGUCUAGCCUACCAAUUUUAGUGGGGAGGAUUUGAUUGUUCAGUCUAAUUCUGUAUUUAUAGGAAUCUUUUUAUCAUGGUGAAGUUUUUAUGUCUUCAUUGUAACAUGUCUAAUGGUGUGUAUAUAUUUGUGACUUGUUUUUAAAAGCAUUUACUGGAUGGGUAUAUGAUUUUUCGGACUUAAAAUCCAAUAAACUUUUAAA
Molecule: messenger RNA, 2452 nt
Organism: Cololabis saira (Pacific saury)
Lineage: Eukaryota; Metazoa; Chordata; Actinopteri; Beloniformes; Belonidae
Gene: scamp2l
Product: secretory carrier membrane protein 2, like
Exons: 9
Coding region: 82-1104 (340 amino acids)
Biological process (GO): protein transport
Cellular component (GO): trans-Golgi network membrane; recycling endosome membrane
Source: RefSeq, a predicted model, not a curated record